Pocillopora damicornis (cauliflower coral) is the source of this 3085-nucleotide messenger RNA. Its product is annotated as melatonin receptor type 1B-A. Gene Ontology annotation, biological process: G protein-coupled receptor signaling pathway. NCBI's taxonomy places the organism in Eukaryota, Metazoa, Cnidaria, Anthozoa, Scleractinia, Pocilloporidae. Gene Ontology annotation, cellular component: membrane. Gene Ontology annotation, molecular function: G protein-coupled receptor activity. The record is from RefSeq and is a predicted model, not a curated record.
AGUCAAGCUGCCGCAAAACCUUCAUCGUUAAAACAGUUUCUGCAGAUCGCAAGGUACAAAAUUAUUAAGCCUUUGUUACCCAGCGAGAUAAUCACCACAUGUAUUUUACAAGGAAAGACGUUAUCGGAACGGAACUGAAGAAUAGGAAUUCGUUAUUUGGGAGACGACAAUGUUUUACCGACUAAAGGUACUGCAUUUGCAAUUAAGCAGUUGUUGUUCAAAACGUGUAACUGAUGGCAACCUCUUACCACGUUAGAAUUGAGGUCACAUCGGAGUAAGACACAUUCAUGUCAGUUUCUACCCUAUUAAACACAAGCAAAAGUUUUUUUCUAACUUAAAGGUAUCAUCUCACGAAUUAUUUUCUUUGAAGUCAAUAUCUAUUGGAUCGCACCGAACGGAUGAGCUUACCAAGAAGCGGACAAUACAUCAGUUCUACAGUUAAUUUUACACAACCAUAUUAGCACUGGGUAUCUUCGUUUUAAGGACUCAAUCCACGAAAAAGUUUAUACGCUUACUGAUCGAAGCUUGAAACCGAGGAAAAAUGUCGAAGACAUUGCUUCUACCACCAAGAAGUCUCAGCUUCAUCGUUUUUGAAUCUGUCGCUUCGAUUGCACUCAUCAUUCUGUCUUUAGUUGGUAAUGUUUUAAUUCUAACAGCGCUGUAUCGUAACCCGCGGUUAAGAAACACUACAAAUAAUUACAUCGCCGCUCUUGCAGUGACGGACCUUCUCAGUGCUUGUGUCCCAGGAACUCUCUUUGCAAGUACACUUAUUGCGGGGAGACUGGUCUUUGGAAUGCCUUUAUGUCGGCUGAGUGGUUUCCUGGUUCACUUUCUGACCUAUUUUUCCAUGACAACGAUGACCUUGACAGCAGUCAACCGUUACUUCCGCGUUGUAAGGCCCCAGUUGUACCGGAAGUUGUUCACCAAGACAAGGUCUCGGGGAAUUUUAGUAGUUCUCUGGCUUGUUAUUGCCGGCUUCGUUUUUUAUCCGACGGCGCUUGACAUGGGAACGUUUACGUUCAACCCUGUGCUGUCAUUCUGCGCAUACACUUUUGCGAGUCAAAGCGCAGAAACGGUAUUUACAGUGACAGUGGUCUGCGUUUUUGUCGUCUUUUCCUUGUCGGUAAUUUGCGUGUGUUAUUAUCACGUUUCCAAAGAGAUUCGCAGACACAACGUCGGAAUACGUCUCUCCCUUCAAGGUGUUUCCGUCCAAGAAAUAAAUCUGUCCAAAGUACUCUUCAUCGUGGCUUUCGCGUUUGCUUUAUGCUGGAUUCCCACGUUUGUGGUCGUCUUGAUCAUAAGGGUCAUUUUGGAUGGGGCCCCACACGAAUUAGCUGUGGUGAUUCCCUUCUUGAUUCAGACUUCAAGCGUUUUGAACCCCCUCAUAUAUGGAGUAUUGAGUCCACCCUUCCGUCGGGAGUUCCGCCGUUUGUUUACGCCCAAAUGGAGGGCUCGUUCUGGUGAUAUAAAUUCAAAUGCAUCCUCGCCAACAGGACAGAUAGGUCUGGCUCUGGAGCAGAUAUCUAUCGGUCAUCCAUGCACUGGGGAUGAUUCUCGCAGGCAGGGAGAUGGUUCAGAUGAACUGGCACAGUUUCCAAGCUUAAAGGUUGCCUGGUCGGUAUAAGCAUAUUUUGUAAAGUAAUUACUUACUCGUCCUUUUAAAUCUGUGAGAAGACACGUUACAAAAGAUAUCAUUGUUACUCAAUGAACGUGAUUCUCGAAUUGCUGGUCUCGUUAUUGUGAGACCUUUGAUGCUACUGUAAAGUAUUAAACUGAGUGUCUAAUAAAAUGAGUCCAGGAAUGCAUCGAACCAGUUUGGCUUUACUGCACUCUGUGAUUGGUCUUGAAAACUACCGCCACCUUCUCAACCAAUCAGAUGCAAAACUAACAGUAGAUGUAGCUUGGUCACAAACUUGAAGUGGGUCAGGCGUAAAUACUUCGAGUUCUUUUUGGCUCUUUGGGAUGUUAUCAUUUGUUCUGAUUGGCCUUUGUUGAUCCGUCGUAGACUGGUUCAACUCUUCCAAUAUCGCCAACUUAAGGUGGAAAACCGUCGAAUUUCCGUGACUCUCCAACAGUAAACCAAUAGAUUGAUAGAGGAAUUGAACAGCACAAUGAUUCCCGAUACGAAUAAGGUGUUCUUGGUCUACUCGAUUUGGAAUAAAAUCGCCAUUACAAAACUCACUUCAAAGAGCAAAUAACAGAGAAAAAUUGCACUAAAAACAAACAGAACUUCCAAAACAGACUUCCUGUACUUGGAUAUUUCCAAUUAAGAAAAUCCGUGCAAUCUUGUCGCUAAUUUGUUUUGAUUCUGAAUCUGCUCUCUGCGCCGUCGCAAUAUUGCGAAAAUUUUAUGAUAGGAGAUGGCAAUUAGCGAUUCCGGAAAUACCUAAAACGAAGCCAAAAUAAAUGGAUGCCUUUCCAUACCAAUCUAUGGUAGAAAACCAGAAGUAAAACGAACAUGGAAGAUAAAACCAAGAAAUAGCAAAUUAACUUGAUCACACGGCUUACAGUGAUGGUGGUGGCAUAUCGCAGAUGCAAAACAAAGGCAAGAUAUCGAUCAACAGUUAUCGCAGCGAUGGUCACCAGAGAGACAACCACAAGGAGACUCCCGGAGGAUACAGCAUGGCGCUUGUGACGCGAUACAGCGACAUAUUGCAAGUUUUUGUACCCAUCGGGUGUAAGACACACAUGGGCUGAACAAAAAUACCGACAAUAAAGUCGUGGAUUAUGCGAGAAUGAAAAGAAAUACGGUAAACGGUGCUUGUAAUGAAAAUGUCUCUUUUAUGGUCCACAUAACUAAAAAGUUGCCUGUCCUAGUGACUAUACUUGAUAUGGUGCUGACUGACCAGGAAGCGAUGGCCGGAGCGACUUUGAUAUUUUUAACGUCUCCAGGAAAAAUAACGAGACAGCUAUUGGAAGAAAAGGUGGCGUUAAAACGCGCGGAAGGAUCCGCGAUUAGAAGGUGCCUGCGGAGGAUAUUAAUUACAAUGAAUGUAAAUUUAGUGGAAUCUCUUUCAAGCAAUCACUUUGUAUUAAUAGCUGGUGGCUGUCUUAAAAAAAAGUUGAUUAAAAUCAAAUUUCUACA